Messenger RNA from Symphalangus syndactylus (siamang), 9920 nucleotides. RefSeq names its product microtubule associated monooxygenase, calponin and LIM domain containing 3 (gene MICAL3). Gene Ontology annotation, molecular function: FAD binding; protein binding. NCBI's taxonomy places the organism in Eukaryota, Metazoa, Chordata, Mammalia, Primates, Hylobatidae. The record is from RefSeq and is a predicted model, not a curated record.
GGCUUUGAUAUGCCCACCGGGUUUCUCCAUUGGCCACUUCAUGUGGCUUCUCGCCCCUUCCAAGAUUCCCAACCAAUCAUCUCUUUCCCUCCUCCCGUUGGGCUUUGAGGAAUGUACCAUAUGGACUCUGCGGGGGGACGGAGAGGACGAAGGGCGAGGCGACAGCUUAUUUCUUUGCCUUUUGCACAUAUCUCUUGAGAUUCUGGCAAGACUGAGCGUGCAGGUAGCAAUGGAGUCCCUGAGGACGGGGUCCACGUGCCAGUUUUCGAGAUGCACUGAGAUAUCUCGCCCCCGAGGCUAGGGUCCUGUGGUCCGGCCCGAGGGCCACAACCCCCGCCCUUCCAUGUGCCCGCCCAUCCCCCGGCUGCGCCGCCGCUCCGGCUGCUGCUUACCGCGCCGGACGCUCGGGCUGCGGGGCCGGGCUGUACUGGCCGGCCACAGCGACGCCGGCGCCGAGGGACACCGCAGCAUGAGGCAGAGAUUAACGUGACAGUGUCAGGUGGACCCACAGCCAUCCUACCUCCCCCUCUGGGGAGUGCUGAGAGUGCGGCAGCAUGGAGGAGAGGAAGCAUGAGACCAUGAACCCAGCUCAUGUCCUCUUUGACCGGUUUGUCCAGGCCACCACCUGCAAGGGAACCCUCAAGGCCUUCCAGGAGCUCUGUGACCACCUGGAACUGAAGCCAAAGGACUACCGCUCCUUCUAUCACAAGCUCAAGUCCAAGCUUAACUACUGGAAAGCCAAAGCCCUCUGGGCAAAGUUGGACAAACGGGGCAGUCACAAAGACUACAAAAAGGGAAAAGCGUGCACUAACACCAAGUGUCUCAUCAUUGGGGCUGGCCCCUGUGGUCUCCGUACAGCCAUCGACUUAUCCUUACUGGGGGCCAAGGUGGUUGUUAUUGAGAAACGAGAUGCCUUCUCCCGCAACAACGUCCUGCAUCUCUGGCCAUUCACCAUACAUGAUCUACGAGGUCUGGGUGCCAAGAAGUUCUAUGGCAAGUUCUGUGCUGGAGCCAUCGACCAUAUCAGUAUCCGUCAGCUCCAACUAAUACUUUUGAAAGUAGCCUUGAUCCUAGGCAUUGAAAUCCACGUCAACGUGGAAUUCCAAGGACUUAUACAGCCUCCUGAGGACCAAGAGAAUGAACGGAUAGGCUGGCGGGCACUGGUGCACCCCAAGACUCAUCCUGUGUCAGAGUAUGAAUUUGAAGUGAUCAUCGGUGGGGAUGGUCGGAGGAACACCUUGGAAGGGUUUCGUCGGAAAGAAUUCCGUGGCAAACUGGCCAUCGCCAUCACAGCAAAUUUUAUCAACCGAAAUACAACAGCAGAGGCUAAAGUGGAAGAGAUCAGUGGUGUGGCUUUUAUAUUCAACCAAAAAUUUUUCCAGGAACUGAGGGAAGCCACAGGUAUUGACUUGGAGAACAUCGUUUACUACAAAGAUGACACACACUAUUUCGUUAUGACAGCCAAAAAGCAGAGUUUGCUGGACAAAGGAGUGAUACUACAUGACUACGCCGACACAGAGCUCCUGCUUUCCCGAGAAAACGUGGACCAGGAGGCUCUGCUCAGCUAUGCCAGGGAGGCGGCAGACUUCUCUACCCAGCAGCAGCUGCCGUCUCUGGAUUUUGCCAUCAAUCACUAUGGGCAGCCCGAUGUGGCCAUGUUUGACUUCACUUGUAUGUAUGCCUCCGAGAACGCCGCCUUGGUGCGGGAGCAGAACGGACACCAGUUACUAGUGGCUCUGGUCGGGGACAGCCUCCUAGAGCCUUUCUGGCCAAUGGGAACAGGAAUAGCCCGGGGCUUUCUAGCUGCCAUGGACUCUGCCUGGAUGGUCCGAAGUUGGUCUCUAGGAACAAGCCCUUUGGAAGUGCUGGCAGAGAGGGAAAGUAUUUACAGGUUGCUGCCUCAGACCACCCCUGAGAAUGUGAGUAAGAACUUCAGCCAGUAUAGUAUCGACCCCGUCACUCGGUAUCCCAAUAUUAACGUCAACUUCCUCCGGCCAAGCCAGGUGCGCCAUUUAUAUGAUACUGGCGAAACAAAAGAUAUUCACCUGGAAAUGGAGAGCCUGGUGAAUUCCCGAACCACCCCCAAAUUGACUCGCAAUGAGUCUGUAGCUCGUUCAAGCAAACUGCUGGGUUGGUGCCAGAGGCAGACAGAUGGCUAUGCAGGGGUAAACGUGACAGAUCUCACCAUGUCCUGGAAAAGUGGCUUGGCCCUUUGUGCAAUUAUCCAUAGAUACCGCCCUGACCUGAUAGAUUUUGAUUCUUUGGAUGAGCAAAAUGUGGAGAAGAAUAACCAACUGGCCUUUGACAUUGCUGAGAAGGAAUUGGGCAUUUCUCCCAUCAUGACAGGCAAAGAAAUGGCCUCCGUGGGGGAGCCUGAUAAGCUGUCCAUGGUGAUGUACCUGACUCAGUUCUACGAGAUGUUUAAGGACUCCCUCCCCUCUAGCGACACCUUGGACCUAAAUGCCGAGGAGAAAGCAGUCCUGAUAGCCAGCACAAGAUCCCCUAUCUCCUUCCUCAGCAAACUUGGCCAGACCAUCUCUCGGAAGCGUUCUCCCAAGGAUAAAAAGGAAAAGGACUUGGAUGGUGCUGGGAAGAGGAGAAAGACCAGUCAAUCAGAGGAGGAGGAAGCUCCUCGGGGCCACAGAGGAGAAAGACCGACUCUGGUGAGCACUCUGACAGACAGGAGGAUGGACGUUGCCGUUGGAAACCAGAACAAAGUGAAGUACAUGGCGACCCAGCUGCUGGCCAAAUUUGAAGAGAAUGCACCCGCACAGUCCAUUGGCAUACGGAGACAGCCAGAGCCUGAACCACCUCGUCGAUUUUUUGUCGACCAGUGGGAGCUUUCUCUUAGUCUCCGCUCCUCUGCCCGCCCCGCCUCUCCCUCCUCCGACUCCCUCCGACAGAAGUAUAUAAAGAUGUACACGGGCGGAGUGAGCUCAUUGGCUGAGCAGAUAGCCAAUCAGCUUCAAAGGAAAGAACCACCCAAAGCCCUUCUAGACAAGAAGGAACUGGGCUCCAUGAAGAAGGAGUUCCCGCAGAACCUGGGAGGCAGCGACACGUGCUACUUCUGCCAGAAGCGGGUCUACGUGAUGGAGAGGCUGAGUGCCGAGGGCAAGUUCUUCCACCGGAGCUGCUUCAAGUGCGAAUACUGCGCCACCACCCUGCGCCUCUCGGCCUACGCCUACGACAUCGAGGAUGGUAAAUUCUACUGUAAGCCACACUACUGCUAUCGACUCUCUGGCUACGCACAAAGGAAGAGACCAGCGGUGGCUCCCCUGUCUGGAAAGGAGGCCAAAGGACCCCUGCAGGAUGGCGCCAGCACAGACGCAAACGGACGGGCCAACACCAUGGCCAGCUCAACUGAGAGAACCCCAGGUUCAGGCGUGAACGGCCUGGAGGACCCCAGCAUCGCCAAGCGGCUGAGGGGCACCCCAGAGCGGAUCGAGCUGGAGAACUACCGCCUGUCCCUGAGGCAGGCUGAGGCGCUGCAAGAGGUACCCGAGGAGACUCAGGCCGAGCACAACCUGAGCAGCGUGCUGGACACGGGUGCCGAAGAGGACGUCGCCAGCAGUAGUUCCGAGUCUGAGAUGGAGGAGGAGGAAGAGGAGGAGGAGCAGGAGCCUCGCCUGCCCCCGUCUGACCUGGGUGGCGUUCCGUGGAAGGAGGCCGUGCGGAUCCAUGCCCUUCUGAAAGGGAAAAGUGAAGAGGAGCUAGAGGCCUCAAAGAGCUUUGGGCCUGAGAAUGAAGAGGAGGAGGAGGAGGAAGAAUAUGAAGAGGAGGAGGAGGAGGACUAUGACGAGGAGGAGGAAGAGUCCAGUGAAGCCGGGAACCUGAGGCUCCAGCAGGUCAUGCACACGGCGGAUCCUCUGGAGAUCCAGGCUGACGUGCACUGGACUCAUAUCCGUGAGAGAGAGGAGGAAGAGAGGAUGGCGCCGGCCUCUGAGUCCUCUGCUUCCAGAGCCCCAUUGGAUGAGAAUGACCUAGAGGAAGAUGUGGACUCGGAACCAGCCGAGAUAGAAGGGGAGGCAGCAGAGGAUGGGGACCCAGGGGACACUGGUGCUGAGCUGGAUGAUGAUCAGCACUGGUCUGACAGCCCGUCAGAUGCUGACAGAGAGCUGCAUUUGCCACGCCCAGCUGAGGGGGAAGCAGAGCCGGAGCUGAGGGUGUCGGAAGAUGAGGAGAAGCUGCCCACCUCACCGAAGCACCAAGAGAGAGGUCCCUCCCAAGCCACCAGCCCCAUCCGGUCUCCCCAGGAAUCAGCUCUUCUGUUCACUCCAGUCCACAGCCCCUCAACAGAGGGCCCCCAACUCCCACCUGUCCCUGCCGCCACCCAGGAGAAAUCACCGGAGGAGCGCCUUUUCCCUGAGCCUUUGCUCCCCAAAGAGAAGCCCAAAGCUGAUGCCCCCUCGGAUCUGAAAGCUGUGCACUCUCCCAUCCGAUCUCAGCCAGUGGCCCUGCCAGAAGCUAGGACUCCUGUCUCACCAGGGAGCCCCCAGCCCCGGCCACCCGUGGCAGCCUCCACGCCCCCACCCAGCCCACUCCCCAUCUGCUCCCAGCCCCAGCCUUCCACCGAGGCCACUGUCCCGUCCCCUACCCAGUCCCCCAUACGCUUCCAGCCUGCCCCGGCCAAAACAUCCACCCCACUGGCCCCUCUCCCUGUCCAAAGCCAAAGUGACACCAAGGACAGGCUGGGCAGCCCCCUUGCUGUGGACGAGGCCCUCAGACGGAGCGACCUGGUGGAGGAGUUCUGGAUGAAGAGUGCGGAGAUCCGCCGCAGUCUCGGGCUCACACCUGUGGACCGCAGCAAGGGGCCCGAGCCCAGCUUCCCCACGCCUGCCUUCAGGCCAGUGUCCCUCAAAUCCUAUUCCGUUGAAAAGUCCCCCCAGGAUGAGGGACUCCACCUUCUCAAGCCUCUGUCCGUCCCCAAAAGGCUGGGCCUGCCAAAGCCGGAGGGCGAGCCGUUGUCCCUGCCAACCCCCCGGUCCCCCUCCGACAGAGAGCUACGCAGCGCCCAGGAGGAGCGCAGGGAGCCGUCCAGCAGCUCUGGCCUGGGCCUGCACGGGAGCUCCUCCAACAUGAAGACACUGGGCAGCCAGAGCUUCAACACCUCGGACUCCGCCAUGCUCACGCCCCCCUCCAGCCCGCCCCCGCCACCGCCCCCGGGCGAGGAGCCCGCCAGUUUGCGGAGGAAGCUCAGGGAGGCGGAGCCUAACGCCUCGGUGGUCCCGCCGCCCUUGCCCGUCACCUGGAUGCGGCCCCCCCGGGAGCCUGCUCAGCCCGCCAGAGAGGAGGUGCGGAAGUCUUUUGUGGAGAGCGUGGAGGAGAUCCCCUUCGCUGACGACGUGGAGGACACCUACGACGACAAGACUGAGGACUCAAGCCUGCAGGAGAAAUUCUUCACGCCCCCGUCCUGCUGGCCGCGCCCCGAGAAGCCUCCCCACCCGCCCCUGGCCAAGGAGAAUGGGAGGCUGCCUGCUCUGGAGGGGACGCUGCAGCCACAGAAGAGGGGGCUGCCCUUGGUCUCCGCGGAAGCCAAGGAGUUGGCCGAGGAGCGCAUGCGAGCCAGGGAGAAGUCCGUGAAGAGCCAGGCGCUGCGGGAUGCCAUGGCCAGGCAGCUGAGCAGGAUGCAGCAGAUGGAGCUGGCCUCAGGCGCCCCCAGGCCCCGCAAGGCGUCCUCAGCACCCUCCCAGGGCAAGGAGCGCCGGCCCGACUCCCCCACACGCCCCACUCUCAGGGGCUCCGAGGAGCCCACCCUGAAGCAUGAAGCCACCAGCGAGGAGGUCCUCUCCCCGCCGUCGGACUCGGGGGGCCCAGAUGGCUCUUUCACUUCAUCCGAGGGCUCCAGCGGGAAGAGCAAGAAAAGGUCGUCACUCUUCUCUCCACGCAGAAACAAGAAGGAGAAGAAGUCCAAAGGCGAGGGCCGGCCCCCGGAGAAGCCCAGCUCCAACCUCCCGGAGGAAGCCGCCACCAAACCCAAGUCCCUGUGGAAGUCCGUCUUCUCUGGGUACAAGAAGGACAAGAAGAAGAAGGCCAACGACAAGUCCUGCCCCAGCACCCCCUCCAGCGGGGCCACGGUGGACUCCGGCAAGCACAGGGCGCUUCCCGUCGUAAGGGCAGAGCUACAGCUCCGGCGCCAGCUGAGCUUCUCCGAGGACUCAGACCUCUCCAGCGAUGAUGUCCUUGAGAAGUCCUCACAGAAGUCCCGGCGAGAGCCAAGAACCUACACAGAGGAGGAACUGAAUGCCAAGCUGACCCGGCGUGUGCAAAAGGCAGCUCGGAGACAGGCCAAGCAGGAGGAGCUUAAGCGGCUGCAUCGAGCCCAGAUCAUCCAGCGGCAGCUGCAGCAGGUGGAGGAGAGGCAGCGGCGGCUGGAGGAAAGGGGCGUGGCUGUGGAGAAGGCGCUCCGGGGCGAAGCAGUUGAGCCCAGUGGCGGGACUCCACGACGUAGACCUCUCUCCUUCUGCCCUUGCUGUGUCCAGGAAGGCAUGGGCAAGAAGGACGACCCGAAGCUGAUGCAGGAGUGGUUCAAGCUAGUGCAGGAGAAGAACGCCAUGGUGCGCUACGAGUCGGAGCUGAUGAUCUUUGCACGGGAGCUGGAGCUGGAAGACCGGCAGAGCCGACUGCAGCAGGAGCUCCGGGAACGCAUGGCAGUGGAAGAUCACCUUAAGACUGAGGAGGAGCUGUCAGAAGAGAAGCAGAUUCUCAAUGAGAUGCUGGAGGUGGUGGAGCAGAGAGACUCACUGGUGGCGCUGCUGGAGGAGCAGCGGCUCCGGGAAAGAGAGGAGGACAAGGACCUGGAGGCUGCCAUGCUGUCCAAGGGCUUCAGCCUUAACUGGUCCUGAGCUCCCGCCCAACGCUCCAUUUUCUGUUGGCAUCCGCCUGGCCGGGCAGUGGCAUCCAAACCACCCGGAGCCGCUAUCUGAGGAGGCCUGGCACCUCCUUGGAGUUUGCGCUCAGAUGCCCGUGUGCUGCUUGGAAAGUGGUAGAGUCCCACGUGCAGUGGGGAGCCCCAGGUGACAGUGGUUAUCUGAGAUGGCUCCACCUCCUGGGAGGAGGCCCACCUGGACCUCCCGCUCAGAGGAGGAGCACGGCAUGUAUGGCAUGACGCAGGGGACCACCCCACGCGCUCCCUGAGGAUGUGCUGGUUGUGCCCCUUUCUUCCAUUGGCACAUUUGGUAAGAGAGGGAAGCUGCUCCUCGUCAGAACCACAGUGCGCCGCCACAGCGUGCGAGGGGCACUGUCUUCUUCAUGCUCCCUGGAGCACCACCAAAGAAACUUAAUGCCCCACGAAAGCAGGGUCAGGGGUCAGGGUGCUAUCGAGACCCAGGAUGGGGGCGUCCAGUCAUGCCCACCCCAGCAUCAGAGGAGACGUGGAGGGGCGGGCAGGCUCCUGAAUUAUUAUGCAAAUUAGGAGGAUGCAGGAGGGGUCUGCCCUCCAGCCGAACACCACACACUGGACCCUAAGUGGCCAAAUGCCUGGGCCGCUUGCUGGCUGUGGCCUGAGGCUUGUGGGUUGCUGCAUUUUGCUUGUAGUUCACAGCCGUUUUGACACUGGAAAAUGCUGACUUUGGGGGACAGGAUGAGGCCCUGCAUUCUAAGCCCCCAGUUGGCAGACAGGCAUUGUCCCUGUUCCACAUUUAUGUCGGGGCAGGAGAUGACCUUUUCCUCGGUGUUUUUCCUGUGUUUGCACAUUGAAAUGAAGCUGACAACCUGGCAAGAUGCUCAGCCGCUUCAAACCCUUUUUGUCAAUUAACUUAUUUUUUUAAUACUUGAAAAGAAGUAACUUCGUUUGUAUAUCUUUACUAGAGACACUGAUCACCUGCACCCGGGUGCGGGAGCCACAGCGGCAUCUGGUGCGUCCUACGCGACCUGGUCCAGGGCUGCCCGGCGCUCCUCACAUGCAUCUAUUUAUUAGCCUUUCUCUUCGUAUCACUGGCCUGGCUGGCAUCAGGGAGCUGCCCAGAACCCCCAUGUGGGUCCUGCUUACAGCUUUCUGUCCCCUCCUCCACCCGGUGCCAGCCUCACCCUGGCGCUAGACCAUCUGGACCGCUCAUGUGAUGAGGGUGCAUUUCCGUUCUGUUUUGGGACAAGCCAACAGCAGAGCUGCCACUCUCACCCUCCCGAUGAGAAUUCUGGCUGUGCAGAACUGGCCCUUGUCUCAGUUUGGGGGCCAGGGCUUCACUUUCCUCUGCACGUAUGUUAAAGAAGGUUUCAGGAUGGACCCUCGUCUACACUGGCCAAGAGGGUGCAGGGUGGGACCCUGGAAUCAUGUGGCUGGUGAGAAUUCCCUCCUCCCAACCUAAGAUUCACCUAGAUGGAAACGCGAGUGCUGCAGUGGAUGCUGGGAUGCAGGCUGGCCUCUCUCAAGCAGAUCAGCGACUCCCGCCCUUCCUUCUGAAGGCGGCGGGCACCUGCCUUGUGCCGGAUCUUCAUGGGGCCAUAAAGGGUGGCGAGCCCCAAAUCACUAGCUCCUAUAGCCAAACUGUUCCUUUCUCACGGUUCCGCACCAGCCUGGCUGUGUACAGCUCAUCAAGCCACUGAGCUAAUCGGGGUGGGGUGCUUGUCCAUCAAAGCAGUUAGCACAUAGCCCAGCGAGGAGCCAUCCGGACCAGACCCGCCUGCCAGAGGCGGUCCAGCCGCCUGCCACCUCCAUGGGCUGGGGCCAACUGGGAGCAGAGGCCUGGCCCCUCCAAGGCGUCCCGCAGCGGAGCAGGCUGAGUGGCCGUGCUGACCUCGGGCUUUCCAUGGGAACCACACUGUGCCUCAACUUGAACAUUCAUCCCAACUGCAAAGGAGCAAAGAACCUGUGUCAUCCUUGUCUGUCCAGAAGCUGCCAUCUCUCUCCCAUGCACAUCUGGGAGAUAACGCUGCUAGUGGCCGCCACAGCUCUGAUUCUCCACCUGUUCUCACAUGAGGCAAAGAUCUCCUUUUCUUUUCUCUUUACUUAAAAAAGGGGAGAGGAGGGUUUCUAGAUUCCGUCUUCGAACCCCAGUCGUCUCAUAAAAUUGGACGUGGGAAAAGACCUUCAUUGGCCACGUGGCCUUUCCCAGACCUCUCCUCUCGAAUGCCACAAAACUGGUCCAGCCCUGGCAGAGCCGCCUUUGGCCCUUGCAGCUCCUGCUGGCCCCACAACAGGGAAGCAGUUUGCAAAGUGCCUCGGAAGGAGUGUGGCCUAGGGAUCUGCUAUAAGUGGCCGGACGUAGCAGGAGCGCCCAGUGUCACCUUCUGGUCCUGGUCAGCCUUAACACUGUGGCAUCCUCCACAGCACACAUGGCAACGUGCAGUCUGGAAUGCGGACCCGAGCCUUUGCAGAGAGGCGCCACAGAGCCGCAGGCCUGCACAGCAGCCCCAGCCUUCUGCUCCUGACUGUGAGGACACCCAGUUCUAGUAGAGCACUUUUUUUAAAGCUCUCAUUUUGUAACCACUAGUUUGCAGUUGAUCUGAGUACUCUGGUGACUUGCUGAGUGAAGCGUUCUCCAGCUGUGAGAAUAUGUGCAGCUCCAGGCAGGUUUCCCUUGAAGGCAGGGAAGCAGGAUGGAUACACGUAUAUCACACACAUCAAACGGCAGGCAUGGGAGUAGCCCAGACUCAAGGCUGACUAAACUGGAGGCUGAAUACCAUGGAGGUCCACAUGCAGCUUCCCUGGAGGGCAGUCCGGAGGCGCUCCCGCCCUUGGGCUUGAGGAUGCCGCACCCCGUGGGCUUCCAGGCCUGCCCACAUGAUGCCUUCAGGCCUUUGCCCCUGGCGGCCAUCCUCAGGCCGAUUUUGACCAGCAGUGAUAGACUCUUCUUAACCCUUUCAAAAUAAAUUUUUCAGUGGGACAGGAAGGAGAGUUUAAAAACAUUUUUUUAAAGGUAGUAACAUCUGACCCACAAAGGGAAUGGGUCUGUUUUAUGCGAAAUAAAAGUUUUUCAAAUAAA